AUGCUCUCUCGAAAGAAACACCACCCAACACCCACAUUUCUCGAGGGAACACGCGGGAAUUAUGUGAGACGAGCAAGUCCCCCAAAUAUACCAUCACUUGGAGGUAGACGUGCCAGUCAACAACCCCAACCCGAAACUAGCCAAACCUCGCUACAGAAUAGCACUGGCUCAUCAACAGGACUUUCUCCAAGACCACACCUUGCCCCACUUUCAUCCCAUAGCUUUUCUGGAUUAAGGACGCCAGACCGAGGCCGUUUGGCUGUCUCACAAAGUAUUGGCAAUGUUGCCCCGUUGGGUGUACAAGAGAAUGCUCCACGAAUCUCGGCAUCGUUGAACAAUUUGCCGAUAAGAGCACUGGGGAACUCGAUUAUUGGCAAUGAAAGUCUUGUUUCGGGCAGCUCCCCAGAGGAUGAACUGCCAUUGCCGCCGAAUUGGGCCGUUGAAGUGACGGAUUCUGGAUAUCGGUACUAUGUUGAUCAUAACAAUCGACGAACACAUUGGCUUCAUCCCCUUGCUCGUGAAAGUCUCCCUCCUGGAUGGAAAAAGUUAUUCGAUCUAACACAAGGAGUCAUUUAUUUUUACGAACUGGAGAAUCGAAUCCAGCUCGAACAUCCCGGCUUGCAAGACCCUCAACCCCCGCCUCAACAAAUGCCACCUGAACCCAGACAGCUUGCCCCCUACCCCGUCACCUCAAAUGUUCUCCGAGCUGAAAGCACCGUCGAGAAUUUAAACAUCAUACAUGGAGAGACUCCGGAAUGGCUCCGAUUGUAUUCGCAAGCUGAUUUAAAGUUUGAUAAUCUUUUGGAGUGGGGUCUUUUCUCUGAAGGCGACUUGCAGAAAUACAGUGAACUUAUGCUGAAACUUCAUAAACAAGAGGUAAUAAACGUGGUGAUCCAGUACGAGCGUUUGAGGAAAGCGAUCCUUCGAGAGAUCGAUCAACGAGCACAAGGAAAUCAUCCUUUGAUGAAUUUGAUGCAACCUCAUCCACAAUCUCAACCACUACCACCACCACCUCAAUUUCAAGCAUAUAGAUCU
This is a messenger RNA of Mesorhabditis belari, 1035 nucleotides long. The record is from the annotation of a GenBank genome assembly. Lineage: Eukaryota; Metazoa; Nematoda; Chromadorea; Rhabditida; Rhabditidae.